Messenger RNA from Danaus chrysippus (African queen), 1674 nucleotides. The record is from the annotation of a GenBank genome assembly. NCBI's taxonomy places the organism in Eukaryota, Metazoa, Arthropoda, Insecta, Lepidoptera, Nymphalidae.
AUGAAUAUCCGGUUGUUUUUUCUGUUUCUUAUUUACCAUAUAAAUAAUGUGUACUGUAAUUAUUGUGAUAAUGAGUUAUGUGACUACCUGAAUCGGACAGACCCAGCGUCGAGACAGUUAUAUGAAUUCAAACUCCAACACCCGAAACCAAUAGGGAUACUGACGGUCAGUUCAGGAGAGUUUGUAGAGAUAAGACAAACCAAUACAUUCAACUCAGAUCAGUUUAUGAACCAGUUCCAUACAGAUUCAAAUACUCACGCCAAUUGUGAGAGAAUACCUGAAAGAUUUGUUCACGCUAAAGGAGGAGGUGCGUUUGGCUAUUUUGAGGUCACCCAUGACGUAACAAAAUACAUAAGCGCGGAACUGUUUGACACAAUUGGCAAGAGAACACCGUUAGUGGUGCGUUUUUCUACCGCUGUGCAGAAUUUGGGAGGGAAUGACCUUGCUAGGGAGCUAAAAGGAAUGGCUAUCAAAUUUUAUACGCAAGAAGGAAACCUUGACCUCCUAUGUCUCAAUUUUCCAGUAUAUUUUUACAGAGAUCCUGUAUAUUUUGCAUUUUUCAGUCGUGCUUUUAAAAGAAACCCUAAAACAUUCCUAAUGGAUUCCACAAUGGUUUGGGAUUUCGUAACUAAAAGACCUGAUGCAUUACACACUACCUUAUGGUUGUUCUCAGAUUAUGGUAUUCCUAAUGGUUAUAGAAAAAUGGAUGCAUUUCCUAUCCAUACAUACAGGGUGUAUAAUAAACAUGGUGAUACAUACUUCAUCAGAUUCAAUUUCAGGACCGAACAAGGCAUAGAAAAUCUUCCUUCGGAUGUUGCUGCUGAAAUUUCUUCCAGGGAUUUAGAUUAUUACAAUAGGGAUUUGUAUAAUGCUAUUGAGAACAAAACAUAUCCUUCUUGGAGAUUAGACAUAGAUAUCAUGACAUUCGAUGAUGUUAAAAAUGUUGAUUAUAAUCCAUUUGAAAUUAAUAGGAUAUGGAAGAAGGGUACUUAUUUUACAAAGACAGUAGGACGCCUUGUUCUAGACAGAAAUCCUGAUAAUUACUUCAGAGUGGUCGAGCAGGGUGCUUUUAAUCCAGCCAAUUUAGUCCCGGGUAUACCAGGUCCAAUGGACUCGAUGUUUCACAGCAGAAGGCAAUCUUAUCGCGAAGCUCAAAUUUAUCGUUUGGGAGUGAAUCACAACAGAAUUAAAGUCAACCAGCCUUUGUACUUCAAGGUAUACAAUCGUGACGGUGUACCUCCUUUGAAAGAUAACAUGAAAGAUGCACCUGUUUAUUAUCCGAACAGCUUCAGCGGCCCCGUACCAUAUGUAGAUCCAAAUAUGCCUAAAGAAAAGUUAAGAAUUUUCGAAACCACUGCAGUUGAUUUGGAACCGUCUGCAGAUUUUUAUAACUAUAUCUUGAAAACGGACGAUCAAAGGGAGAGACUGGCCAAUAACACUGUCGCAAGGUUAAUAAGUGUGUCCCCGGAUAUGCAAAGAAGGGUUAUACGAUUGUUUAGUUUAACAGACCCUGACUUAGGUAGAAGAGUUGAACGUAUACUGUUGGAAACAUUGGAAAAGCCACCUCCUCCUGUAUUACCUACUCGCGUACUAAAAGUACCCGCAACAAUAAAUUCUAUAUAUGAUAGCAAAAUCAAUGAUGGGGACAAAAAAAUCUCUUCACUUCAUAAUUGA